This is a messenger RNA of Chara braunii, 947 nucleotides long. The record is from the annotation of a GenBank genome assembly. Lineage: Eukaryota; Viridiplantae; Streptophyta; Charophyceae; Charales; Characeae.
GCCUCGUGGUACGCUCGAGGGCAGCAGAAUCGCGCGUGCACAAAACAGAGAGAGAGAUAGAGAGAGCGAUUGGUCAUCGGCGCACUGCUGUGCCUUAGAGAGUCGAGCGCACGCGCGCGCAGUCGUAAGUGACGUGGAUAAAGAGUGCCACGUGCGGUUAGACCACCUCAGCGAUCGUCUGCUGUCGGUGCGGGCGACGAAAUGGCCGCAAGCGUGCCACGUGGCUCGUCUCUUGUGCGCUUCUUUGGUGGCAUUAAACGGGUUUUGGACGCUCCAUGGCGGGUUACAGGUCCGGCGUCGGCCCGAGAGUUCUUGGACUCUGUGAAGGUUGCUGGAGUGUAUAGGCCAUUCGCUCCAGCCACGCGUCCCAAAGAGUAUACAAGUGUGGGAGCUGGAAGUGGAGGGCGAUCGGGUGGACUUGCCGUAAGGAACCCGCCCGAUAUGUUCCCCUUUGCAGUAAAGGGGUUGAAUCACAUCGCUAUCGCAGUGCCUGAUCUGAGCGAAGCGGCAGAGCAUUACAGAACAGUUUUUGGCGCCCAAGUGAGUGAGCCACUGGACCAGCCAGAGCAUGGCGUGACUGUGGUCUUUGUGCACUUGUCCACGGCAACAAUUGAGCUCCUGCAUCCACUUGGUGACAACAGUCCUAUUGCAAAGUUCAUGGAGAAGAACCCAAAGGGGGGGCUGCAUCACCUCUGCUUGACGAUGGUUUAGCGUCGGGAUAGGCAACUCCUCACACUGCAAACUCGUAUCAGAGUCAGGAAGCCCUUGUGUAUUUUGUUUGCUCUCAAAGCUGUGGUGCAGGCGAGUUAGGACAGCUUGCACUGGAUGGUGUUGAUAUAUGCUAAGAGAGGAGGAACCUGCCAAUUAUCUCAACUACCUUCUUAACCCUUCAUUAUCGCGGCAUCUCGUCUGCCCGUUUACCACCUGAAUAAAACACCCGUUCAUAA